AGUGAAACCACAUGAAAACAGCUAGUUACAUGUUCCUAACUUGUCAUCACCCAGUUUCCUUAUUUACCCGAUUUAAUUCCAUUUUUAUCUAUAUUUUCCUGUAAUCCCUAUAUUUAGUACAACGCCUACUAUAUAUAAAGGGGGAAUUGACACUUGGGGAACAGUGGUACUACAUAGUGUCAGCACGGAACGCGUCUAGUGACGUCACAACCAUGAAAAUAUUAUUUGCUUUAUUCGUCCUGUGUGUGGUCACUUUGUCCAAAGGAAACGAAGAGAACUCUCCACAAGUUUCUGUUGUACAUAAAGAUUAUGGACCAAAAGCCGGCCCAGCAUUAGUAACUGCGAAAAGAAUAGAACGUGGCUAUUAUCACCCCGAGCCCCCUAGCAUGGUUCGUCGUGUCAAAAGACCAAUAAGACAUAAAAGACCAGACAUGAGAAGACCAGGGCUUAGGCGCCCAGGACAAAGGCGCCCAGAAAACAGAAGAUUUGAGAGGCAACGUCCUCACAAGAGAACUAUUCGUCGUAGACAUCAUAAGAGAACGGCUUAUUAAGAUGAUUAAAUAUAUAAUUUCA
Molecule: messenger RNA, 573 nt
Organism: Helicoverpa zea (corn earworm)
Lineage: Eukaryota; Metazoa; Arthropoda; Insecta; Lepidoptera; Noctuidae
Exons: 2
Coding region: 213-551 (112 amino acids)
Source: RefSeq, a predicted model, not a curated record